UUGUGUCCAAUGAGCAACAGUUAUUAGAAAAUUACAAAUCGAACGCGUGAUAUGAAUAGGGCCUAUUAUUAAUCUUUCACGUUGUGAUCCUAACCUGUAUGUAUCGCGCGAAAAGCUUAUGAACAAAUGAUUGAAAAAUGAAACUGAAAGCGAUUAUUGAAGACGUUGUUACGCAGCCGAGCAAAAUUCAGCCAAUUAUUGUAAAUUUUCAAAAUGGUGAGCUUAAGGAUGAAGAAGUCAAGGAGAUAUCAAGUGGCAUAUUCCGUGAUCAAAAGGCUAACAAAACUGUAUUAGCCUUGUCAAACGGUCAUAUUGUCUACAAGGGUGACAGACCAGAUUGUACAAAGGAGUCGACACGAACAAUGCUAGUACUUCUUAAUAAGAAAACUGGCAAGGCACGACUGUUUGAAGCUGAACGAUGGCAAGUAACGCCUGUACUUGAAAAACCUGACAAUGAGGACAAUAAGAAUGACUUGGACGAAAAAAUUACUCUUUUGAAUAUGCAAUUUGGAUCCAAGAAAGUCAAACGUAGAACUGAACAAUUUGAGAAGCUAAAAACCAAUAUUGAUAACGUUAAGGAACAACUUGAGAAAACAGUAUCAAAUGUUGAAAUCGACAGACUAGAUUUAUCAACUCAAUUACAAGUUGAAGACAAUAUCUCGAAUGCAAUACUACCUACAUGUAACAGAAAUGCAACUAAUGUCAAAGAUGUAUAUAAUGUUUAUGAUAUUAUUCCAAAAAGUAAAUUGGAAACAUUAUACGAGCAUGCAAUGGAGAUUCUUAAUGGAGAUGUGGAAGGGAAGGGAACAUUUUUCAAACGUACUUUAGGAACUAUACAAUCUGAUCCAGACAGUGUGAAUAAGGUUGCCCUUUUGCUCUACAUUGAAAUGAUCAACAUAUGGUUUGGCAUGCCGCUGAAGCUCGCGAAGAAACGCGACGUUGUUGUGUGCUCGGUUUCUGAGGAAGUUAAUCAGCAUAUUAUAGACACGUACAGCGUGCCCAGCCCGAAUGGACGGAUGAGACCAAAUUCCAUGAAGGAUAAAGGCCUCGUGCACUGUUUGAUUCUUGCACUGACGAUAUUAAAUUUCACGGUGGAUCUGGAGUCAUUCCGAGUUAUGCUCGAAAUGCGAACGAGUUUAAAGAAGCUGAUUGAUCUCGCGAAGAUUAUCGGAGCGAUAUCCACUAAAGAAGAUAAAAAGAUCAUCGUGCUUAAAGUACCGUUGCCACCACCGAUAUCAUUAAUAAAAAAAGGAAAAAAAUCGAAAUCCAAACAAUAAUUCAACUGUUAAAUUAUUUUAUAAGUAUAGAUUAUUUUAAUUGUGUAAUUUUUUUAUAAGAUCAUGUUAAUAUCACAUAAAAUGUAAAUAUUAAAAAUGCAAGUCUCCAUAUUCUUAUUCCAAUA
Messenger RNA from Solenopsis invicta (red fire ant), 1402 nucleotides. RefSeq lists its product as uncharacterized. The record is from RefSeq and is a predicted model, not a curated record. Gene Ontology annotation, molecular function: DNA binding. Bases 138 to 1277 code for a protein of 379 amino acids. Gene Ontology annotation, cellular component: RNA polymerase I complex. The transcript is spliced from 5 exons. Lineage: Eukaryota; Metazoa; Arthropoda; Insecta; Hymenoptera; Formicidae. Gene Ontology annotation, biological process: nucleolar large rRNA transcription by RNA polymerase I; transcription elongation by RNA polymerase I; RNA polymerase I preinitiation complex assembly.